This is a messenger RNA of Balaenoptera acutorostrata (minke whale), 601 nucleotides long. Its product is annotated as tyrosyl-DNA phosphodiesterase 1-like. NCBI's taxonomy places the organism in Eukaryota, Metazoa, Chordata, Mammalia, Artiodactyla, Balaenopteridae. Bases 16 to 573 code for a protein of 185 amino acids. The record is from RefSeq and is a predicted model, not a curated record. The transcript is spliced from 2 exons.
CCCCCUCAGCCCCUCAUGACCCGGAGGGCUUUAGGACCCAGCUGCGGGCAUCCCGGAAGGGGAAGGGGCAGGGCCACUCUGCGCGCGCCGCGGCCUGGAGCAUUUGAAGCGCGCGCAGGCGCGAGUGGCGGCGGAGGAGCGGGGUCCCCGGCGGCUGCGUGUUCUGGGGGCUUCAGAGGAAGUAUAAUGUCUCAGGAAGGCAGUUACGGGAGGUGGACGAUAUCCAGUAGUGAUGAAAGCGAGGAGGAAAAGCCAAGACCGGACGAGCCAUCUACCUCUUUUCUCCCGCACGCUGAGCAGGGAGCAGCCAGUGAGGCAAAGUACACCUGUUCCGAGGCUCGGAAAGCUGCCCACAGGAGGAAGAUCGCACCCGUGAAAUUCAGCAACGCAGAGUCCGUUUCAGAAGCUUCACCUCCCAAAAGGCAGAAGGGCGGUUCCCAGGAAGACCUGGGCUGGCAUCUCUCCAGCAGUGAGGAUGAGCUGCCAACUAAUUCAGAACCUUUGAAUGGUGUAUUCCCUUCAAGAUGUAUUUUAGGUUUGUUUAUGAGUAUUGUAGCAAAUUGUCCAUGUUGAUACAUAAUAUAUGUAGUUCAUCAUUAGA